Messenger RNA from Rhopilema esculentum, 2193 nucleotides. Its product is annotated as dimethylaniline monooxygenase [N-oxide-forming] 2. The record is from RefSeq and is a predicted model, not a curated record. Lineage: Eukaryota; Metazoa; Cnidaria; Scyphozoa; Rhizostomeae; Rhizostomatidae. Gene Ontology annotation, molecular function: NADP binding; N,N-dimethylaniline monooxygenase activity; flavin adenine dinucleotide binding.
GAAACUACAGUCACGAUUCUUUGUCAACUAAGAAAACGUUGAUUGAAAUAUCACGAAGGCUGCCUUUUAAUCUUUGAGCUUGCUGUCGUUGGGGACAUCAAUGGAUCUGCAGGAGGGGUGGAAUUUUCUUUUUAUGCCUGCAACAAGAACAUCCAAGCAUGACAACGUAUUGUUACAGGACAAAGCUGUUCUUAUUAAAAGCAUAUAUAUUGUUACCUACCUCGAAUUCUACCUUCACAUAUGAGACUCAUGUGGAGGAAAUAUACCACACAGAAGGGAUGCUGACACUCUAGUUUCAAGAAAUGGCCUCGGUUCACAGUGAUCUCCUCGAUGUUGUCGUUAUUGGCGGAGGCUGGUCGGGCAUUCUCAUUUGCAAGUAUGCGAAGGAGCACGGUCUCAAGGUUGCAGUGCUGGAGCAGCGCAAAAAUAUUGGUGGCGUUUGGUGUUUUUCCGAAAAUCCAGCUGUAACCACGGUGAUGAAAACAACAAAAACGUCUUCUUCAGCCACGACAACUGAGAUGAGCGACUUCCCCAUGCCAGAUAAGAUCGGAGAAUUUCCGAAACACGAUGACAUUUAUAAGUACUUGAACUCAUACGUGGAACACUUCAAGCUGAAGGAUCAUUUUCGUUUCAACUGCAAGGUCAAAUGCGUCAGGAAAUAUGAUACAUCCUGGAACAUUGAGGUAGAAGAUGGUCAGAUUUACAGAUCAAAGAAUAUUGCAGUUUGUAGCGGAAUACAUCAGCGUCCAGACUUCACUGCUAAGGAAUCUCUGCUGAAAGAUUUCACAGGAACAAUAAACCAUUCGGGUGAAUUUAAAGAUUUCCAAGAAGAGCACCGUGGCAAAAAAGUUUUGAUAAUUGGAGGUGGUGAAACGGCAAGUGAUAUUUUAGAUGCCUGGUACCCACAUUGCGAGCAAAUCAUCUGGUGCAUACCUCGUGGACAGCACUUCUUCAGAAAGUACGCCAAACUUCUUCCUAAUCGGAAGCCUCAAGCUCUGGAUAAAGCUUCUUCAAGAGCAUUGAAAUUGGUCUCUCCCCACGCAAAGAGCAAACCAGGUCUGGCAUGGGUCUGCAAGUGGACAACGAUGGGAUCUCUUCUCGCAUACCAGGGCCAUGGCAUACCAGAGUUUCGCAAUAAUGCCGCGUUUUUUCACUCAUUCAUAAACAAGCAUGCCCAUGUUUUGGAUUUCAUUGAUUACCAACGAGUCAUCCCCAAAGGAGCCAUUGCAUCUGCGAAAGGAAAAGAAAUUGAAUUCGUGGAUGGUGAUACCCUUGAAGCAGAUCACAUCAUUCUUUGUAGUGGCUACAUAACUGAAUUCCCUUUCCUGCCUUCAAACUUACAAUCAGUGCAGUUCAGAGAAAACUACAAGUUUGUUUUCAGUCAUGAGGAUCCAAGCCUAGCGUUCAUUGGGUUUGUUAGGCCAAUCGUUGGAUCAAUUCCAAGCAUCGCAGAAAUGCAGGCCCAGUGGGUUGCUAAAGUUUGGAGUAAUAAAAUCCCACUUUCAGAUUCAAAGACAAGAGCGCUAGAAAUAAAGGAAGACGCUAAAUUUUGGUCAAACUACUUCAAGAAUACGUCACAGAGGCUUCAAACACUUGUUGAAGGAUAUACGUACUUGGACGAUAUCGCCAAAAUCAGCUGUGUGUACCCAGAUUACUGGUCUCUGUUCAAACACAGUCCUAGGGAUGGCUUUACAGCUUAUUUCGCCCCGUACAACGGAUGCUCAUAUCGGCUUAAUGAACCAGACAUGCAAAUCCAAGCGAUGGAAACUCUUAGACGUCAUAGUCAUAAUACCAUUACACCGUUAAACCUGCUACUCAACUUGUUUCUGCGAGUGAUUUGGUUUGAUUGGUUCCUUGACCAGGUCUCUUUAAUGAAGUAUUGGUGUCAAACAAACAGUCUGUUACAAAAAUUAGGGAAUUCUCGCUUAGGAAGGGCAAUCGACUAUCUAUGGACUACUCCUAAAAGAUAUCUUUUUGAUAACGUAACUGGCCAUGAGUCUCAACCUGACAAUAUGAAUUGUACUUGAGGAAAAUACAAAGGUAUUGAAGUUGCUGUAUAUUGGCACUGCCUUGCGUAUUAAUGAAGACUUUUUAUGUUAAGUUAAGUGUAUUCGAUAUAUGUGUAAAUGCUCAAUAUUAUCGAAACAAUCAUAUUGUAAAAUUACGUCACAAUAGAAUGUAGAAGCUAUUAAA